GCGCGAUAUCAGUUGAAUUCCGUCCGCGUUCGGGUGCGGUUAAUUUACGCGGAAUCGACUUCUCGGAACGUUAUAAUGUCGAUACUAGCGGAGGAAGUGGAUGCUGGCGGUUGCUAAGCGUGCCGGAUUUCGGUGUUUACAUGCGUGUACCAUAGUCAAGUGCUCCGGGCCCCGGGCAAUUAUGGUGUCCCUUGUACUGCUACGGAUUUGGUGGAUUUCAUUAGCACUCUUCCUUACAUGCACCCUUGCCGAGCUGCCGAUGAGUUUGAAAAACCUAGCCGUGGAGAAUGUAGUUGUUACUGAAUGUUCCGAAUCAAAACCACCGCACAUCAACAGUAAGCAUCAUUGUUCCAUCAAGCAGGACGCUAGAAUGGUUUGCUUUCAUGGUCUAGACAGUCGUAAGACAUUGCACAAUCGCGCUUUGUUUAAUCGCACCCGGGAGCUUAUCCUGUGCCAGUGGGCUGCGAGCAGCUUCGAUCCUCGCGAACUGCUGGAUUUUGUUCCGAACGUGGAAAAUUUUGCGAUUACCGGCGAGAAUCUGUGGAAAAUUAGAGGCAUCUUUCCUGUGUUGCCCAAUCUUCGUGCGAUAAAUAUCACGGGGACAAAGUUGAACUAUACUGGAGAAACCGUGUUUCAACAAUUGCCCGCCUUGAAGGUGCUGAACAUGCGGGGAAAUGCGUUGGUGCAAAUUGUGCCGUUUAAGUUUCAAACUAAUGACGUCGAAAUAUACUUGCAAGGUAAUCCGUGGAACUGUACAAACGACAUGAUCUGGUUACUGGAAGAACAGAGUGGUUUCUAUGUUGAUAAAUCCCUGCUGGUGUGUAAGGACUGGAAAUACACCGGCCGUCCGAUGAUGAUGGCCAUGGAGUAUAAACGCGUCCUUCGGGAGCACUGUCGCCACGAGCAAAUCCAGAACUGCACCUGCCGCAUCUCGUACCUGCGACUGUGCGACAGCGGUACAUCGUUCCACCCGCUGGUUACCGUGAACUGUACGGGGAAGCAGUUCUAUCGGUUGCCCAGUUAUCUACCGCCGAAUACUACGGUGUUGCACAUGUCGAAUAAUCUAAUUAGUGACGUUAGUCAGUUAACUAACGACGAUUACUUUAUUCAAGUUCAGGACAUCUAUCUGGACAACAACCAAAUUACCUCUAUCGAUAUUUUAGAAGACAGUGCAUGGUUGGAUAAUUUCCGGAUUUUCAGUCUCCGUGGCAACCUAAUAAAUAGGAUCCGCGUGUACAGUAUGGAGCACGCGCUGGAACGAAACGCCCACGUCGGUCAACUUUUCCUGGCGUACAACCCGUGGCGCUGUGGGUGCCGAUUUGCCACCCGCAUGCAGGAAUUCCUUCGCAAACACGAAUCCGUGGUUGUCGAUUCGCGUAACAUCACCUGCUACACACUGGACGAGGAAGGACACAAGUCCUACCUGCCGGUGAUGACGCUGACGCCGAACGACGUGUGUCUGGCGUCCGAGGACAAUAGGGCAGCCGUUUACGACAUAUUAAGUGUGAUUUUUGCCUCAUUGAUUUUGCUCAUUGUCAGCAAACUGGCGUAUGAUUACUAUAUCUACCGAAAGUAUGGGAAACUACCGUGGCUGAUAAGGAAGAUGCCAUGAGAGUGUCGCGUAUCGGGGGCUUCGAAUCAUCGUUUUGUGAUAUCGGCAUUGUGACGCCGUGCAUGUUGCUCGGAUGCGUACUUACCUGAUUGGAGUGUAGCAUGUGUUUAACAAAUAAGAUAGUGAAAUUCAUUAGUGCCAAAAGUAGGGACUUUGUUUUGUACUUUAAAACUUUGAGCAAAAGGUGCAAAUAUUUACUCUUUAUCAGUGACGUAAACAGUAUUUUUGUGCGCAUGAGGAAUUUGGUGUGUACUAAACACAAAUACUCUUUUCGGCGGCAGUAUUCAAAACUUACUGUUGUUUCUCCUGCGGUGCUACAAAAACAAUUGAUAAAAUUCGGGUAGAUAUAGAACUUCACUUUUGCACAUUAUGCCUAAUUAUUAGUUCAUUAGUCUUACUGAAAUGCUCGUAUGAACUCUUUGUAUCCUUGUGGCGUUCAUAAUAAGUAGUUAAUAGAAUUAAGAAUAGUUUGAUGCCCAACACUAAAUGUUAAAUAUUUUUGAUUAGAAAUUUGCUAUCUAAGAAAUGACCUGACAUGUUAUAGUAGAUUAUUAUUUUUCCCUCUUUUUACUAACUUUUUAUUAAUCGUCCUAUGAAAAAAUGAAUCUGCUAAAAUAUGAAUUUAUUAUUUCCAUAUUAGCUGAUUGAAAAAAUAAAAGCGUUCCAAUCUAAUCAGUAGUUCCAGAUUAAUUCUAUUUGUUGAUUCAAUGAGACAUCAUGAGCAAAUACCCAAAUAUAGACCUUCUGUUUCGUCUCCCAGUUGAUCUUGAGGUACGACCUAACAAAAUUUGAAUCCACAGGCACAGUACUGUGCAUAUGGAUUCAAAUUUGUUUACUGGACGCUCAAUUGUUGAUCUGGCAGGACGGUUAUGACGACCAGAAAUUGGACGUAGCGCUCUUUAAGUUAAGGCCACUGACUCCGAUUUUCGAUAAUAAAUUUUAAUAAUCUCGAUUCUCGACUUGUUGUUGGAUCUUGUAGCUUUCCAUUCCAUUUCCCCGAAAUGGCAAACCUUACACACCACAUUCUUCAAUGUUAGGAGCAAAAGAUUGGAAUAAUAAUAGUGAGUUUUGUUUGGAAUGGAACAAUUUAUUUAAACUAAAUCGUUAAGUUUAUUAUAUUGCAGAGGUUCAAUAACCUUACAACGGACUUAGUCGACUUAAUGCUGAAUGGUCAAUGAGGUGCCUAAUUACGUGAUACCCUAGA
Molecule: messenger RNA, 2816 nt
Organism: Wyeomyia smithii (pitcher-plant mosquito)
Lineage: Eukaryota; Metazoa; Arthropoda; Insecta; Diptera; Culicidae
Gene: swi2
Product: protein singed wings 2
Exons: 4
Coding region: 101-1612 (503 amino acids)
Cellular component (GO): extracellular matrix
Source: RefSeq, a predicted model, not a curated record